Molecule: messenger RNA, 990 nt
Organism: Halteromyces radiatus
Lineage: Eukaryota; Fungi; Mucoromycota; Mucoromycetes; Mucorales; Cunninghamellaceae
Product: kinase-like domain-containing protein
Exons: 2
Coding region: 1-990 (329 amino acids)
Biological process (GO): protein phosphorylation; negative regulation of glycogen biosynthetic process; negative regulation of apoptotic process
Cellular component (GO): nucleus; cytosol; cytoplasm
Molecular function (GO): ATP binding; protein serine/threonine kinase activity
Source: RefSeq, a predicted model, not a curated record
AUGACUACAUCUGCUAAACAUUUGAUGCAUCAUCGUCUUCAUCCUGAUUUCGUUGCUAAAUAUAGUCUCGGGGAAGAAUUAGGUAGUGGUGGCUUUGGAUUUGUGUUAUCUGCUUAUGAACGUCAAACAGGAAGGGAAGUCGCCGUCAAGUUCAUUUUCCGUGAAAAAGUCCCCUAUCAUUGUUGGGUACGAACGGAUCAAGGUGUAUUGCCUAUGGAAAUCUAUGUAUUGAAAAAUGUACAUCAUCCCAAUAUCAUUCAAUUCUUGGAUAAUUAUGAAGAUGAAAAGUUUUGUUAUUUGGUCAUGGAAUUACAUGGUACCCAAUGGGGUCCUCCUCCUCCUACUAUGACUUCACCACGGUCUCCUGCUUUAUCUCAAACAUCAUCGGAAGAUUCAUGGAAUUCCUCUUUGGAUUCACCUUUAUAUGAGGAGGAAGAUGUGUCACGAUUUACUCGACGUACCUCAUGUGAUCUUUUUGAAUGUAUUGAACGACAUCAUAAUUUUGAAGAACCUUUGGCCAAGAUGAUUUUCAAACAAAUUGUGGAAUGUGUUGCUCAUUUGGAUAAACUUGGGAUUUGUCAUCGUGACAUUAAAGAUGAAAAUAUAGUGAUUGACCAUGAAUUCAAGGUGAAAUUGAUUGAUUUUGGAUCAUCUGUCAUAUUACCUCGUCAUUAUGGACAAGCCAAUAAAACAUAUUUAUUUGAAAAGUUUUAUGGUACAGUAUCAUUUGCUUCUCCCGAGAUCUUGAUGGCCAAACUCUAUCGAGCGGAACCUGCGGAAAUUUGGUCAUUGGGUGUGUUACUCUAUACAAUUUUAUUUGGUGAAGUACCUUUUGCUGAUCCUCGUGCGGCAAUUGCUGGUCAAUUUGCUCAACCCAAGAUCAAGGUUUCUUCUAAAUGUUUACAUUUGAUCUCUUGUUUAUUGGAAAGGAAUCCUGACCAUCGACCUACUAUUCAUCAAGUCUUAAUGCAUCCUUGGUUACGUGAUUGA